AUGGGGGAAAAUAUUCCAUGUGUGUUCCUUCCUCCUGAUUUUCAUAUAAGCGAUAUUAUAGCCAUUUCAAUGUUUGUAGAUGAACCCUUUGAAACAAUACCAAAGUUAACGCUAGCAAUCGAUAAUGACGAGAUUUAUUUGAAUGAAGGUGUUCAAGUCGAUAAUAAACUUUCAUGGAUCGCCGAAUCUCUCAGUAAAUUCAGAGAAUUACAUACUAACACUAAAAGAUUUAGAGUAAUUCUUAAACAACGCGAAGUAGAUUUCGAUUUAAACAACUUAAUCUUCCUUGGGCCAACAAAAACAGCUAAACCACCAGUGGGAUUAUUUUUAUUAGAGUUUACAUCAGGAUUUUACUGCAACAAAUCAGAAAUUAAUAAAGAUAUCAUCGAUUUAAACUUAGAUUUGAUUCUAACUAUUGAUUAUCGUAAUAUAAACGCAAUUAAACAACAGUUAGAGGCAUUAGAUGCAGCACAAAAAGAAUUUGAAGAAGCAAAAAAUAAACUCGUUCAAAGCGGAAUUAAUUUAGAAGAAUUAUCGGAGAUUAAACACGAUUACGAGGAGGCUCUUAAAGAAAAACGCCGAGUGCAGCAUGAGUUUAUUCAGCAAAAUCAAAAUAUGCAAGAAGCGACCAUUGUUUCUCAAAGCGAAAUCGAUAGACAAGCAGCUGUUGACGCAUUAAAACAACACAUUGAAGCCAAUAGAGCAAGAAAACAAGUUCCAAAAGAAGAUAAAAGUGAAUAUCAGAAAAUGAAAAAAUUUAGACUGAUUUCGUUGAAUGAACUCAAACAAAUAUUCCCAUAUACAUCAAAUAAAAACUUUUGUGGACUUACUUACUAUCAAACUCCAAGUAAUGUGAAAGAAUUUAAUGAGAUGCGCGCAUAUCUUGGAUUUGCUACACAUUAUAUCAGGGAGAUAUCAAACAUUAUAAAUGUUCCACUUCCAUGCAUUCUUGUUCCUCAAGCAAUUUCUUCUCGAAUUGUUUCGCGUACAAGUGAUAAAGUCCUUGCCAUUCCAACAGAUUUUAAUGCAAACAAUGCUAAACAACUCCAAAUAUACGAACAAACUCUAAUAAAAGCCAUAAAAUAUCUAAACAGAUUUUUCAUGGACGAUAACACAUACGGUAACACUCUUCCUGAAUAUAUUGAACACUUGAGGGAGAUAGAUGAUGCCCAACUCAAUCUUUUAAUUCCUACAAGCCAACAAUAA
This is a messenger RNA of Trichomonas vaginalis G3, 1206 nucleotides long. RefSeq lists its product as uncharacterized. The coding region runs from base 1 to 1206 and encodes 401 amino acids. The transcript has a single exon. The record is from RefSeq and is a predicted model, not a curated record. NCBI's taxonomy places the organism in Eukaryota, Parabasalia, Trichomonadida, Trichomonadidae.